GCUGAUUCUAGCCCAUCAGCCCGCCGGCCCAUCACUCCACAGUCCACACGUCGUAGUCCUCCUAGCAGUCUUUGAGCGAGCUCUGAAUGCCUGGCCGAGCGCCUUGAACGUGUGAGGGGCGGAUCCAAGUCAAGCGUCACGACGAGAUCCCAUCCAUCCAGACCGAGUGAUUCUUCACUGGUAGCAUCAUCAUGGACGGUUCGCUAGACCAUGUGGCCACCACUGCCGUGGAUUUGACGGAUGGCGACGCCUUCCUCACGGUGGACAUUUCUGACGCCUUGUCCGAGCGAGAUUGGGUCAAGUUCACCGUCCAUAGCAAGACCUCCAUGAGCGAAUUUACCAAGGGCGAAUUUUCCGUUAUCCGACUUCAUGAGGAGUUCCGUUGGCUGCAUGAUACUUUCAAUGAAAACCGCGAUUACGAGGGAUACAUCAUCCCACCCGCCCCGCCCAAGCCGGAUUUUGAUCAGUCCAGAGAAAAGCUACGCAAAUUAGGGGAUGCUGAAGGUAAUCUAACCAAAGAAGAGUUCAAUAAGAUGAAGCAGGAGUUGGAGGCCGAAUAUUUGGCCACUUUCAAAAAGACCGUGGCUAUGCACGAGACGUUUUUGUGUCGGUUAGCCGCGCAUCCAGUAUUCCGUUUCGAUCGAAACCUUCACAUUUUCCUCGAGUUUGACAAAGAACUCAAUGUUCGCGGCAAGAACAAGAAGGAGAAAUUGGCUGAAAUAUGGUCAUCCUUCCACAAGUCCGGCGAUGAGUUGUUAUUGGGCAACACUCUCAAAGAUGUUGAUGAGUUCUUUGAGAACGAGCGUAACUUCAUACUCGAUUAUCAAAAUCAGUUGCGCGACUCCACCAUCAAAUCUGAUAAAAUGAUAUUGUUGCAAAAAUAUCUGGCAGACAACUACAUCAAGAUCUCCCAAGGUAUGACUGAGCUCUCUUCCCUAAAUGAUGCAGAUUUGGCCGGUUUCCUGGUGAAAGUGGCCGAGGCCUUGGAAAAAAUGCGUCGCAUUGAUGGCCGCGUCGCCAGCGAUCAGGAUCUGAAAUUAGCAGACACGCUGCGUUAUCACAUGCGCGACACAAACGCUGCCAAAGACUUGUUGUAUCGGCGACUCCGAUGCUUGGCUAAUUACGAGAACGCCAACAAGAAUUUGGAGAAAGCCCGUACUCGAAACCGGGAGGUGAAUGUGGCUGAAAACCUUCAAACCGAGGCUUGUCAACGAUUCGAAAACAUUUCGGCCAAAGCCAAGGAUGAACUCAAGCUGUUGCGAACGCGUCGGGUGGCUGCUUUUCAGAAGAGCCUCACGGAGUUGGCCGAAUUGGAGCUCAAGCACUCCAAGGCUCAUGCCCAAAUGUUAAGGACCACGAUUUCGGCCUUGAAGGCCGACCUUUAGAGGAUCUUCAAAUUCAUUCCUGCCCAUCGUGAUAUCCCAAGUACGCAGCGUAAAGCCCUUAUGAUUAUCAUCAAGAUCCUCCAUCUCCGAUAUCCCCCCCUGAGGGAUGGCAUCGGGAAUGAGUCUACAGAUAUGUUAUUUUUUCUACAAAUGUCUAUUUGAGUUCAUUUUUCAACAACUAUUGCAAUAUAUGAUUAAUAGAUGACCAAAACAAG
Messenger RNA from Tigriopus californicus, 1600 nucleotides. It is a transcript of the gene Snx6, whose product is annotated as sorting nexin-6-like. The transcript has 2 exons. Gene Ontology annotation, molecular function: phosphatidylinositol binding. The record is from RefSeq and is a predicted model, not a curated record. Bases 192 to 1385 code for a protein of 397 amino acids. Gene Ontology annotation, biological process: phagosome-lysosome fusion involved in apoptotic cell clearance. NCBI's taxonomy places the organism in Eukaryota, Metazoa, Arthropoda, Copepoda, Harpacticoida, Harpacticidae.